This is a messenger RNA of Fusarium proliferatum ET1, 2481 nucleotides long. RefSeq lists its product as uncharacterized. The transcript has 3 exons. The record is from RefSeq and is a predicted model, not a curated record. Gene Ontology annotation, biological process: retrograde transport, endosome to Golgi. NCBI's taxonomy places the organism in Eukaryota, Fungi, Ascomycota, Sordariomycetes, Hypocreales, Nectriaceae. Bases 1 to 2481 code for a protein of 826 amino acids. Gene Ontology annotation, cellular component: GARP complex.
AUGAAUGGGACUUACCCAGAGGCUUCAGCUCUUGACGCUGUCGACUACGAUGCUAUAGACCACCUCAAUCUUCUCUUCUCGCACCCAUCCGCCAUAUCGUCUAUAAGUGAAGUGUCCAAAUCACUGCAGAGCCACCAAAGUGCGCUUUCGAACGACAUAGCCACCCUCGAGACGAACCAGGCUUAUGGAUCCGACUCGAGCCUCGAGCGUAUGCAGUCGGCGCAAGCUGAGCUAGCACAGCUAUUUCGAAAGAUCGAGACGGUGCGCUCGAGAGCGAUUGAGACCGAGCAGAACAUCACGUCGAUGACGGCCGACAUAAAGAGACUCGAUGGAACGAAGAAGAACCUCACGCUGAGCAUGACGGCCCUCAAGAGGCUGCAGAUGCUGACAACGGCUUAUGAGCAGCUCAGGGGCUUGGCCAAGACACGCCAGUAUAGGGAGUGUGCAGGGCUCUUGCAGGCUGUUCUGCAGCUCAUGAAACACUUCAACAGCUAUCGCAGUAUCGAGCAGAUCGCGACUCUGAGCAGAGGUGUGGCCGAGCUGCAAAGAGAACUACUAGAACAGGUCUGCGAAGACUUUGAAAUGGCAUUUGCUAAAGGAGAAGUCGGCGCGCGAAGAGGCACACUUGUUGAAGCAUGCCUAGUCAUGGAUGCACUUGGAGAGUCUGCCAAGGCUCGGCUCAUGAAUUGGUACGUCAAUACAGAGCUUCGAGAAUACAGACAGGUGUUCCGCGGUAACGACGAGGCUGGAAGUCUGGACAACAUUGGGCGGCGAUAUGCCUGGUUCAAACGAAUGAUGAAGACUCACGAUGACGAACACGCUGUGAUAUUUCCUCCACACUGGAGGGCUAAUGAGACAUUGGCAGCAGCUUUCUGCGACGGUACUCGAGAUGAUUUCAAGGGCAUCCUGGAACGAAGCAUGCGACGGACAGACGGUAACAAGAUCGAUGUCAAUCUGUUGUUGAGUUGCCUUCAAGAGACUCUCGACUUUGAGCAGAGCCUCGAGAAGCGAUUCGCGACUUCAUCGAGGGCCAGCAUCGAUACGCUCAGCUCUGUUGAGGAAAAGGCCCAUAGUUUCCACGGAUUGAUCUCAGUCGCAUUCGAACCAUACUUGAGUUUGUGGGUUGAGUCGCAAGAUAGACAAUUGGCAGUCAUGAUACCCAAGUACCGCAGCCAACCGCUCAUACCGCCUGACGACGAGUUCUCACCACAAGCCGUUAUUGCCUCGGCCAUUGAGUUAUUUCAUUUUUACAAACUCACGUUGUCACAAUGCGCGAAACUAUCUACGAGUGAGCGUCUUCUUGAUUUGGCAAAGAUACUGGCCAAGUAUCUCGAUGAAUAUGCCCAGCAGGUCUUGCUACACAUAUUACAGUCUGGUGGACCUCAAGGGCCUCCAUUACAGGAUGUUGUGCUUGUGUUGAAUACAGCAGACUUUUGGCACAUCAACACUAAUCAGCUGGAGGAAAGCAUCAAGAAACGCAUUGACAGUGAGCUUGUUUCUAAGGUCGACUUGUCUUCACAAUCGGAUGCCUUUCUUGGUGUAGCGAGUGCUUCUGUUCUAGCUCUCGUUCGCGCGGUCGAGCUUGACUGUGAAGGCGUCUGGCGCGAGAUGAAGAAUACCAAUUGGAGCACAAUGGAGAGCGUUGGUGACCAGAGCUCAUAUGUGGGAGAGCUGGUAAAACAUGCUGAUGGCAAGGCAGCCGAGAUAUUGGCUAUUAUCUCGAAGCAACAGUACGCCAGGGCCUUCUGCGAUAACUUAGUGGAGCACUUGGCCACAGGGUACAUUACUAGCAUUAUUCAAUGCCGACCGAUAUCCGAAGUUGGUGCCGAGCAGAUGUUACUUGACAAAUAUGUUCUCACCAAAGCCUUCGAGAAGUUACCUAUGCAUCAUGCAUCAUUCUCUGGGCAUGAAACUCCCCCUUCCAGUUUUGUGCGCAGAGUUCAGCAUUGCAUGAACAGACUUGAUCCAUUGCUCAAGACACUUCAAGUUCGGCCAUCACCGCCGGAAGGUUUGGUGCAGGCGUAUUUGAUUCAUAUUGCGGAUCGGUCUGAUACAAACUUCAAGAAGAUCCUCGAUCUCAAGGGCGUUCGGAAAGCGGACCAUGCUCAUCUGAUAGAGCUCUUUGGCAUUCACCGCGACAGCACUCCCAACGAUAAAUUGGUAGCCAGCUCGCCAUUGCUCACACCUCUCAUGACUACCCCAAGCCUGGGUAACACAGUCCCGCUUGGAGUGAUGAGCCCAUCAGUCGCAGCGGCUGUUAGCCCGCGGUUCGAAGCAGGAUCACUAGGUGAGAAGCUUCUAAGUGCGGCAAGAGACAUCAGUCAGAGUAGCACGAGCACUGCAGCACAGACGGGACUCGAGAAGGCCACGAUAAAUGAGAACUUGCGGAACUUUGGCAAGUUCUUCAAGAGAGAUAUUGGAUCGUUAGGAGCGAGGUUUGGAAAGCGAGACGGCAGUGUUGGUGCUGAGGAGGCACGAUAG